Leishmania braziliensis MHOM/BR/75/M2904 is the source of this 567-nucleotide messenger RNA. RefSeq lists its product as hypothetical. The record is from RefSeq and is a predicted model, not a curated record. Lineage: Eukaryota; Euglenozoa; Kinetoplastea; Trypanosomatida; Trypanosomatidae. Gene Ontology annotation, biological process: microtubule bundle formation; microtubule polymerization; positive regulation of protein polymerization. Gene Ontology annotation, molecular function: tubulin binding. The transcript has a single exon. Bases 1 to 567 code for a protein of 188 amino acids. Gene Ontology annotation, cellular component: microtubule.
AUGCGCCCUCGUUUUUAUUUUUUUCGUUCUCGAAUUAAUUAUCUGAUUGAAGACCCUGAGACCAUCUUUGAGGCCUUCGCCUCCUUCGGCAGCGGGCCGUCGAAGGAGAUGGACAAUUCGCACUUCUCCAAGAUGCUGAAGGAGUGCAAGAUCAUUGGCAAGACCUUCACGUCCACGGACGCCGACCUGCUCUUCAGCAAGGUGAAGGCGAAGGAAGCGCGCAGGAUCAGCUUCACGGAGUUCAAGGAAAAGGCCAUUCCCGAGGUGGCUGCCAAGAUGAAGAAGACUCCCGAAGAAAUUGAGACCAUGAUCACUAACGCCGCCCCCAAGUCCAACAGCACCAAGGCUGAUGCGGUCCGCUUUCACGACGACAAGAGCACCUACACCGGUGCCGCGAAGCAGGGCGGUCCGACGAAUGUGGAUCGAAACGCUGGCUCGCUCGCGGGUGUCGUCGAUCGUCGCCAACCGACCCUCUGCGGAUGCGUAAUUAUGCUGUAUGAACCUCGAAGCGGCAAAUCUUCGACUCUAGAUUCCCAGGCACAACGCAGGGACAUUGAGUCUUUUUAA